Formica exsecta is the source of this 1243-nucleotide messenger RNA. RefSeq names its product carbonic anhydrase 9-like. Gene Ontology annotation, molecular function: zinc ion binding; carbonate dehydratase activity. Gene Ontology annotation, cellular component: cytoplasm. The transcript has 5 exons. NCBI's taxonomy places the organism in Eukaryota, Metazoa, Arthropoda, Insecta, Hymenoptera, Formicidae. The record is from RefSeq and is a predicted model, not a curated record. The coding region runs from base 20 to 1042 and encodes 340 amino acids.
AAGAAAACAUAAGGCUAUUAUGAAUACAAACAGCGUUUCAUACAUAAAAAAUUACACCUUCUUACAAAGAGUUGCAAAUUAUAAGUAUAGAUUGAUGAAUAAUCAGAGAUUUAUAAAAUUGAUUACUCGUCAAAUAAUGAUUGACCGACGAAUACCGAUAAAAACAAUAUUAAUGAUUAUCAUUUUAGGACAACAUUUAUGGCCGCAAAAAUACAAAUUGUGCGCAGGAAAGCUGCAAUCACCAAUAGCUAUAUCCACAUCCAAAGCAAUUCCUUUACCACUUCCAGCACUUGAAAUGAUCGGUUAUCAUGACUUUCUUCCAAUGCCACAAAUAUUUGCAAACAAUGGACAAACUAUUAAGCUUGCUAUGAAUAAGAACGUAACAUAUGGGAGAUUACCAUAUAUAUUCGGUGCUAUAUUUAAGCAAAAUCAGCAAUAUGAAAUGGAGCAACUGCACUUUCAUUGGGGCACAAAAAAUAAUAGGGGAGCUGAACAUCUGUUAAAUGGUAUAAGAUAUCCAAUGGAAAUGCAUAUUGUGCAUCGUAAUAUGGCAUACUCGAAUUUUUCACAUGCAUUGCAGCAUGAAGAUGGUGUGGUCGUAAUAGCUGUUUUCUUUCAGUUGCAAGAUGAACAGAACGAACUUCUUCAAUCUCUUGUAAGCAAGCUACCAGACGUGCAAUGGGCACACUUAGAACUAUCAGUUAACAUAUCUAUAACUCUAGCAUCCCUGAUACCAUUGAAUACUGAUAUCUAUUAUAUAUAUAAAGGAUCUCUCACCACUCCGCCUUGCAGUGAAGCAGUCACCUGGAUAAUCUUUGCCACUCCAGUCCCAAUAUCUUUUCGUCAAAUGAACACAUUCCGAAUACUUUCGAAUGGGGAAGAAAUAUUAGGCGAUAAUUUUAGACGCUUGCAAGAUAUUGGUCAGCGUAAGAUAUAUAUUAGAAGAUUGGUGCAAUCUUUCCCACGGGUGCCGUCGGGGCUCUCGAUUAAACAGGAUGAUUCGCGAUGGAAUUUCUCGAACUUAAGUUGGUUUUGGUCAUAAUACAGUCGUGAUAAAAAUAAUAAUUUUCUUUUAUCUAAAUAUAUUAUUUAUACUAAAUUUACAACAAUAAGAACUGUAAAGUUUAUUGUAACAAAAAAUUUUUUAUAUAGAAAAAUUUUCUUGUCUCUUAUUCAAUUCUCUUAUUCAUUCAUUUUUUUUUAUUAUUCAUCAGAUUUUACAACAUAAAAAAUAUUUCUUAAC